Molecule: messenger RNA, 4792 nt
Organism: Xiphophorus couchianus (Monterrey platyfish)
Lineage: Eukaryota; Metazoa; Chordata; Actinopteri; Cyprinodontiformes; Poeciliidae
Gene: pygo2
Product: pygopus homolog 2 (Drosophila)
Exons: 4
Coding region: 177-1928 (583 amino acids)
Source: RefSeq, a predicted model, not a curated record
AGAAAGGCCGUGAUAAUUAUGACCGAAAUUUGCGUUUUUGAAUGAAUUACAGUUGAAUGGUGGAUCAACAAGCACACACCGUGUGAGGACUGGUUUGCUGGCAAUGACACACCAGCGAGUUUCAUUUUAAAGGACAGCACAGCAGAGCAAGCAUCGGAGAAAGGUCAUAUUAGCUAAUGGCUUCCGAAUCGGGGAGACUACAGGCGGGACAAGGAAAACGAAAAGCUUCACAGAUGAAGAGCCCGGAGAAGAAGAAGGCCAGGAAAUCUUCCACUCAGGCGGCAGGGUUCUCCCACCUCACUGAGUUUGCGCCUCCUCCUACGCCCAUGGUGGACCAUCUGGUCGCCUCCAACCCAUUUGACGAUGACUUUGGAUCUCCGUCCAGACCGAGUGGGGCAGCCGGACCAGGUGGGGCUCCGUUUCUCCCCAGUCCAGGUGCCGGUGGAGGAGGUGGGUAUGGAGGUGGAGGCAGAAUGGGUCCAGGCAUGAACUUCAUGGGAGGCCCGAGUGGAAAUGGUCCGCCUGGACGCAGACCGCCCUUCGGCCCUCCGAGCAACGCUGGACCGCACCAGCAGUUAGGCUUUGGAGGAAUGCCCGGCUUUGGAGGCGGAGGAGGUGGAGGCGGUGGUGGUGGAGGAGGCGGGGGAGGUGGAUUUCCUCCUGGUGGCCCCUCUCAGUUCAAUAUGCAACCAAACUUCAGUCCCCCCAUGCAUCCUGGGCCAGGAUUUAACUCCAUGUUGUCUCCAGGAGGAAUAGGGGGUCCUGGAGCCGGUGGGCCACCCCAUCCUCGUUUCAGCAUGCCCCCCCAGCAGCAGCACGGACAGGGCGGACACCCGUUCAACAGCCCACCGUUGCCUGGAGGUGGAGGUCCACGAGGGCCCUUGCCUCCCAUGGGAGGAGGCAUGGGUCCUGGGAUGAACAUGAUGGGUGGAAUGGGUGGUGGCCCUGGUGGCAACAUGGUAGGGGGAGGGUUGCCAGGUAUGCCUCCUCAAGGACAGUUUCCUCCCUCACAGGAAGGCCCCUACCCUGGCCCCAGUCCGCCAGGGCCCGGCAGCGAGGAUGGGAAGAACUUCGGUGGAGGAGGGGGACCGCCUGGUCCUCCGCCGCAGCAGCAACAACAACAGCAGCAGCUUAACAUGAAUCCCAACGGCCCCCCAAAUAACAACACUACACCCGGCCCUCCUUCUAACUCUGGACCUUCACAACCAGGUGGAGGCUUUCCCGGCCACCCCGAUGUCCCACCACAAAGUGCAAACACACCUGGCCAACCUCCGUCAGCUCCACCGCAACCCAACUCUUCUCCUACCGGUCCGCUGAACGGAUCAGGUCAACCCCAGCACCCGCAGUCGGGUCAGCUGCAGCCCCCCAACAACACCAACACCCCAAACUCCAACAACUCCAAUCAGCAGCAGCAACAAUCAACUCCGCCAAACUCUGCAGGGUCUUCCUCUUACAACCAGCAGAACAACACUCCCGGUUCCGGCGGACCGCUGUCCAACGCUGCCCCCAACUCAAAUCAGAACAACAUAGCUAACAACAAUGGAGGCAACACUCCUGGCAGCAACCCCAACCCCCCCUCAAACUCCACCUCGACCCCUAACACCCAGUCUCCCCUGCCUCCUGGACCCACGGCCCCGACAACUGGGCCCAGCUCAGGGCCUGGAAAACUCGGCGGACCCGGUAUGGUCUUCCCUUGUGGCAUGUGUUUGGCGGAAGUACACGACGACCAGGACGCCAUCCUUUGCGAGGCUACGUGCCAGCGCUGGUUCCACCGUGACUGUACGGGCCUUACAGAACCGGCGUACGGGCUGCUGACCACAGAAAGCGCCGCCGUUUGGGCUUGUGACUUCUGCAUCAAGACCAAGGACAUACAGGCCGUGUACGUUCGCCAGGGUUUAGGCCAGCUGGUGGCGGCUAACGAGAGCUGAGCAGCAUCGAUUGGACAAACGGACUCUGAUCUAAAUGAAUGACCUGUGUGCCAUGUCAGCUGCGGCUUGGCCAGCCCUUUACUCGUUCACUACACAAAAGCGACACACUCAUCGACUCUGAUGCUUAAACGUAGCACUUUGAGUGACUCUAGACAAAUACAUUUUCCUUCCCCUCCCCGGCAAUUAGAGUUUGAAAUCAUGAUGAAUGUUACCCACGUUGAGAAAUCCGCCUGCCAAUCAGCAAAGCACUGACACCAACACACUACCUCAAAUCGCUUGUAACUGACUGGCACAGAAACUCCCGCACUGACUGACUCACUGAACCAUGUGUGUGCGUGGCGAUAUUUCCAGCUCACGCACUCAGAAAAUUAAAUCAGGCGGUGGGACAUGAUGUUUAAAUACUCGCUUUGUACUGGUAUGAGUUCAGCAGAUUACUGGUUUUAAUUAGAAGACGCCCUGGAACGGCUACCAGAAGUAAUCAAGGAUCCUCCAGUCUGGAAUGCGGUUAAACUAUUUGGUUAAGUGUGGAAAAAAGAAAAUGAGUAGGGAAAAUUUUAUUUGUAUUUCUUUCCUUUUAUUCAUCGUUUUAUUCUUCCAGUAUUUCCUUGUUUCUACCUUCUAUCUUCCAUCUGUCCUUCCUUUUUCUUUCUCUUCUUCCUUUUCCUACUUUAUUCUUCUUUGUCUUUUCAUCCCACUUUUUUUCAAUGUCCUUCCUUUAUUCCCUUUCUUCUUUACUUCUUCCUUUCAUUAUGUCCUUUUCUGUGUGACUUGACUCCUACAUACACUUCCUUUUUUCCACUAUUCUGUGCUGCUUUUUGCUUUUCUUGUAGGACUGGGUGAUAAAUCGGUUUUAUUGAUUAAUCAAAUUUUUAUUUUUGAAGAUUACAUUUUUGGAAAAUCAUGAUUCAGGAAACCCAAAGUUGCUUCUUUGUUUGACAGAUUCAAACGAAAUUUGAAUUUAGACUUAUUUUAAAAUUUGAAUUUCAAACUAAAUUAUUUUUUUAAAAAUUUAUUCAAAAGAAUAUUACAACAAAAUAUUAGGGCAAGGCUAAGAUUGUUUUUAAAAAUCUAAAUUAUUAUUUAUUUUGAUUAUUUUGUAAGAUUGUUUAUUUUUAUGAUAAAAAUAAAUACAUUUACCAGAAGCUGUAAUAUUAGGAGAUUAAAGUAUUAUUUCUUGAGAAUUCCAACACAAAGUUGAAUUAAAACGAGGAAUGUUGAACAUCUUUUAACAUUAUACUUUGGUUUAGGGUUUAGAAAUAAUACUUAAUAGAAAAACUUACAAUUUUAACAUAUCGCCAUCAAAUUAUCAAUAGCUGGACUUUGAAACCGUGUGUAUAUUUAAAUAAAGAAGCACAUGAAUUCACAUCAGAUCCUGAUAACUGAACUGUUUUCUCAUUAAAACAACUUUUUUCUUGUAAUAUUAAGAUGUUUUUUCUGGUAGAAUUGAGUCUUUGUUUCUCUUAAUAUUAUGACUUUAUUCUAAUAAUUAAACAAAAAUUCUCGUAGCCUGGCCCUAGUACUCUGUUGUUCAGUUUACAGAAGCGAUGAAAUAAAAGCCACUUUUUGAAGAUAUUUCUUUUGUCAUUUCUUUUCAGAAAAGAAAACUGGGGUUGGGGGGGAUUAAUUAAAAUAAAAUAAUUUAGUCUGGCAUGAUAAAAAUCUGAGAUUUUAAUCUUAAGAUCGCUCAGCUCUUUUUUUCUUUUAUUCUUUCUUCCUUGUGUCUUUAGUUCCAUCUUUCCUUUCGUUCUCCCUUUUUUCUGUCCUUCCUGUUAGUGUGUGGUUUUUGAAACUUCCUUAUCUGAUACCUGGUAAAAGAAAAAAAAAUCUGCCAUAAAUUAAGUGAUUUUUUUGUGUGUUUGUAUCUGAAAGUGAACUUAAAGGACUGGGAACUUUGGAAACCUUUUACCAGAUAAAUGUGUAGGAACCCUGUGAAAAGGUCCCAUGAAUUCGCAGCUUAGUUUUCUACUGAAACGCUUCAGUUCAGCACUGCCCUUUCACAUUGUUGGCCUUUUACUGCAAGCAAGGGGAAAAACUGAAAACAAUACGUCAGUGUGUGGCAGUAUAAACAUGUCAGUAUUAAGUGUAUUGUGGAAGCUAAACCUUACAUGCUUUAACCCUACUUACUGCAUCAUUCUGUACCCACUGCUGGUUAAUCCAAAGGAGCAUGAGGUCGGGAUCUGAUCCACGAUUCACCACCAAGAAAAUAAACAAAAAACAAAUACAAACUUGUAAAUAUACUGACAGAAAUAUUUGUCUAGAGCUCCCAUCACUUGUGAACAAGUCGCAGAGUCAAACCAGUGAACAAAAAAAAGAUGAGUUGAGUUUUCGUGUCUUGGUUGUAUACAUGGUGUUUUGGUUUUUAUACGGCCGUUUUUUUUUUGUUUGUUUGGGGUUUUUUCUCUCUUUUUCUAUCUGCAGUACUCAUGACAUUGUGAAUCCAGUGCUUUUGGAUGGUGUUGGCAUAGCAAGUAGUGACAUCAUGUCUCAUAUCACAAUGUGCAUAGUCCUCAACAGAAACUAUUGGAGGGAGAUGCAUGCGAUCCAAUGCAGUAACUUGUCGUUUAUUUUCAGGAUUCUUCACUGCAGGAAACCUUGAAGUAGACCAAAUAACUAAAGAGAAAUACCCAUCUUUACAUUUUUCUUGCGGUAUAAGGUGUUUAUCUCUAAUUCUUGUCAUUUUUCUUUAUUACAUGUCCAAGUUGCCUUUAUUUUCAUGCUCUCAGUCGUUCCCUUUUUGUUUUGUACUAUUUGUGCUGUACUCUUGCUCUGCUCUGGUGCCUCCUGGUGGAACCUGCGAGUACUACAGGCGGUGAGGAAAGGAGAGGUACUAAACUCUGAAGUAAAGACAGUUUUUUGUUAUGUUG